Molecule: messenger RNA, 10356 nt
Organism: Camarhynchus parvulus
Lineage: Eukaryota; Metazoa; Chordata; Aves; Passeriformes; Thraupidae
Gene: AKAP6
Product: A-kinase anchoring protein 6
Exons: 14
Coding region: 191-7207 (2338 amino acids)
Cellular component (GO): perinuclear region of cytoplasm; sarcoplasmic reticulum
Molecular function (GO): transmembrane transporter binding; protein kinase A binding
Source: RefSeq, a predicted model, not a curated record
AUAGCAACAGCAGUCUUUCCCAUAAUGAGCUGCAUCAUCUGAACUGAUGUCACAGCAUCAUGCAGCAGGUCACACAAGGCACCUCCUAGUAUUGCAUCUUACAGAUGUGCCGUAAACAUCAAAAGAGGAUGAUUUGAACAGGAUAUGCUGGUUUUGAAAGAAGUAUGGUUUAGGCUUUGACACGUUAGCCAUGGAUGUAGCACUUUCUCCCAUGAGGACACAAGACCUGGAUCCCAUGCCAUCUGAUGCCUCUCCCAUGCUCAUAAACAUGACUCCUACGGUGGAACAAGAAGGGGAAGGGGAUGUCAUGAAGGACCUUGACUCUGGCCAGCAGUAUGAGAAACCCCCUCCUCUGCACACCGGGGCUGACUGGAAGAUUGUUCUCCACUUGCCAGAGAUUGAGACCUGGCUGCGGAUGACGUCCGAGCGGGUGCGGGACCUGACCUACUCUGUCCAGCAGGACUCGGACAGCAAGCACGUGGAUGUGCAUCUGGUGCAGCUGAAGGAUAUUUGUGAAGAUAUAUCUGAUCAUGUUGAACAAAUUCAUGCUCUGCUAGAGACUGAGUUUUCCCUGAAGCUUCUGUCUUACUCUGUCAAUGUGAUAGUCGAUAUCCAUACCGUGCAACUGCUCUGGCACCAGCUCCGUGUUUCUGUCCUGGUUCUGAGAGAACGGAUUCUCCAGGGGCUACAGGAUGCCAAUGGAAACUACACCAGGCAGACUGAUAUUCUGCAAGCAUUUUCUGAAGAGACUAAGGAGGAUCGUCUUGACUCUUUAACUGAAGUUGAUGAUUCUGGACAGUUAACCAUCAAAUGUUCUCAAAAUUACUUGUCCCUGGAUUGUGGUAUUACUGCAUUUGAAUUAUCUGACUACAGUCCUAGUGAGGAUUUGCUUGGUGCUCUGGAUGACAUGACCUCCAGUCAAGGGAAAGCAAAAUCAUUUGAAUCGUGGAACUACAGUGAGAUGGAUAAGGAAUUUCCAGGACUUAUCAGAAGUGUGGGUUUACUUGCAGUAGCAACAGAUUCCAUUGCUUCCCAGUGUAAUGAAGCUUUGAAGGAGAAAGAAAAUCAUGUACCUCUUUCAGCAGAAGAUGGAGAAGAAACCAAAGACAAGAAAGCAUCACAUGAUCUUUCACUAGCAUCUCCUUCUGGAAAUUCCUCUCUUUCUAAAGAACCUUUCUCUGAAAAUGGUGUUUUACCUACUAACAGCAAAGCAGUUUCCAUAUCAAAGAAUCCAGAGUGCAAUCCUCCACAGCACACUGGUGAAAAUAUCAAACACUCUCACUGUGAAAAUUCAACACCUAAGAGGUCCAUAAGAGACUGCUUUAACUAUAAUGAAGACUCUCCUACGCAGCCUACAUUGCCAAAAAGAGGUCUGUUUCUGAAAGAUGAUGUGUUUAAAGAGUAUAUGGAAGCCAACGAUUUAAAAAGGCAAAUCUCUCAAAUAGUUAAAAAUGAAAUGAGUAGAAGUACACCCUCAUUGUUAGAUCCUCCAGACAGGUCCAAGCUUUGCCUAGCUUUACAGCCACCAUAUACUAACAGUCUGUCUGCAGUUAGUCAGUCAUAUGAUUGCUUAAAUACAAUAAGUGAUAAGAAUCUUGAGUACACAAUAAAUAAUCACUUCAAAGACAGUCCCAUAAUUCUAGGAAAGUGUACUUUCUACAACAGUAAAGAAAAAUCAAAGCACAAGUCUCAUGAUUCUCCAGAGAAAGAGAAAACUGACAGAACACCUGGAAGUAUGUGUAAAACAGCUCCAUCAACCCAGGUCAAAAAAAGAGGGUGUUCUCUGCAGAACGGAAUUACUUCUCAUAGCUCUAAGUCGCUGGAAGAGACAGAAACAGAUUCUUCUGCAUCCUCAGAUUCUUGUAACCAGAGAGAUCCAAAUGGGCAAUCACAAGGUAAAACUGAGCCCUUCAGCUCCCCAGUGUGUAGCCAAAACAGUGCUUCUUCAGCUGGUUCUGAGCUUUCCAGCUCAUCCCCUCUUCUGCUGAGAAGGAAGAAAAAUAAAAGCUUAUCUUCAACACCACACUAUACUCAAAAAACCACUAAGGACAACGAGAUAUGGUAUGGAUCUGAUGAAUAUUUAGCACUUCCUUCACAUCUCAAACAGACUGAAGUAUUAGCUUUAAAACUUGAAAAUUUGACAAAGUUGCUGCCCCAAAAGCCCAGAAGAGAAACCAUUCAAAACAUUGAUGACUGGGAGCUGUCAGAAAUGAACUCAGAUUCAGAAAUGUAUCCAACAUACCAGACAAAAAAGCACAAAAAAAGGGGUAGAAUUUCACCAAGUUCUUCAAGUGAUAUAGUAUCCUCCUUAGGUGACAGUAUUGAAUCUGGGCCUCUCAGUGAUAUUCUCUCUGAUGAAGAUCUUGGUAUGCCUGUAUCUUGCAUUAAAAAAUACAUUGAAGAAAAGUCAGAAAGGACUGCUGCCACUCAGCCCACAGGGAAUGAGACUUCUCCUUCAAAUAAAUCAGCUUUAAUUCAUCAACUGAUGCAAGAUAUACAACAUCAAGAGAAUUAUGAAACCAUAUGGGAAAAAAUUGAGGGGUUUGUAAGCAAGCUGGAUGAAUUCAUUCGCUGGUUAAAUGAAGCCAUGGAAACAACAGAGAACUGGACUCCUCCUAAAGCAGAGACAGACAGCCUGAAACUAUACCUGGAGACACACUUGAGUUUUAAGUUGAAUGUAGAUAGCCACUGUGCUUUGAAAGAAGCAGUGGUAGAGGAAGGACGCCAACUUCUUGAGCUUAUUGUAUCUCACAAAUCAGGACUGAAGGACAUGCUGCAGAUGAUUGCAAGUCAAUGGAAGGAACUACAGAGGCAAAUCAAACGGCAACACAGCUGGAUUCUUAGGGCUCUGGAUAUCAUCAAAGCAGAGGUACUGGCUACUGAUGUGUCUGCAGAGAAUGAGGAAGGGACUGGGAGCCCUAAGGCUGAGGUUCAGCUAUGCUAUUUGGAAGCACAAAGAGAUGCUGUUGAACAGAUGUCCUUAAAACUGUACAGUGAGCAGUACAACAGUAGUAGCAAGCGAAAGGAAGAGUUUGCUGAUAUGUCAAAAGUUCACACAGUGGGAAGUAAUGGCCUUUUGGACUUUGAUUCAGAAUACCAGGAGCUCUGGGAUUGGCUGAUUGACAUGGAAUCCAUUGUGAUGGACAGCCAUGACCUGAUGAUGUCAGAGGAGCAGCAGCAGCAUCUUUACAAGAGAUACAAUGUAGAAAUGUCAAUCAGGCACCCAAAAAAGAUGGAACUGCUUAGUAAGGUUGAAGCUCUGAAGAAAAGUGGUGUUUUACUACCAAAUGAUCUCCUUGAAAAAGUGGAUUCAAUUAAUGAAAAAUGGGAACUGCUUGGGAAAACACUAGGAGAGAAGAUCCAAGACACAAUGGUAGGGCACAGUGGGUUAGGUCCACGUGACCUGCUCUCGCCUGAAAGCGGCAGCCUGGUAAGGCAGCUGGAGGUCAGGAUCAAAGAGCUGAAAGGGUGGCUGAGAGAUACAGAGCUUUUCAUCUUCAAUUCCUGUCUGAGACAAGAAAAUGAAGGAACAAUGAAUGCUGAGAAACAACUGCAAUAUUUUAAGUCUCUAUGCUCUGAGAUCAAGCAGAGGCGCCGUGGGGUGGCCUCUGUGCUGCGAUUAUGCCAGCACCUCCUGGAUGAUCAGGAGACCUGCAACCUAAAUGCAGAUCACCAGUCCAUGCAGCUGAUAAUCGUAAACCUUGAGAGGAGGUGGGAAGCCAUUGUCAUGCAAGCUGUCCACUGGCAAACCAGGCUACAGAAGCGAUCGGAAAAAGACUCGGAGCCUCUAAAUGUUAUUGAUCCCAGUUUGAUGGAUCUAAAUGGUCCAAGUGAAGAUGCACUAGAAUGGGAUGAAACUGACAUAAGUAAUAAGCUCAUCAGUAUUCAUGAAGACUUAAGUGAUCCUGAUCAGGAGCUCAACAAGGAUGAUCUAAACCAGAAACCUGCUUCAGAAGAUUGUGGUGAUAAUGAUGUGAAUGAGGAUGAAAGUAUAAGUAAUCAUGGAAUUCCUCUUUAUUGUCCCAACAUUACUUCCCCUCCAAAUCCUCACAUCUAUCAGGUCUAUAGUCUUCAUAAUAUUGAAUUAUCAGAAAAAAAACAUAUGCCUUUUUUGAAAAAAACAUCCAGGCUCUCCAGUGUAAUGCAGUCUAACAUUUUAAACAAAAGUCUCAGUAAAGAUUCAUCAUUUUCAUCUACCAAAUCCCUGCCAGAUCUGAUAGGAGGUACCACAUUGGCAAAACCAUAUAACUGCAUGUAUCAGAGUGGGAACAUAAGCAGGCAUUCCGAGAGUGAGAGUGGGAUAGUGAGUGAAUGUGAUACAGAAACUACAAAUAAUUCAGAAAUUUUUUUGCUAAAUGAUAUUGAAAGCAGUCAGAGUAAUCCUGAAAUUGGGCAUGUGGAAAUCCAAGUGGAUAAUGUAAUAAAACCAAAACUAAAGCAAGAUGAAGAAGAUCAUACUAGUCUUUCAGAUGAUUGCCAAUUGGCUCCUUCUGUAUGCUGUGGAAGUGAAAAUGAUGAGGAUUUGGACAGCAUUCCUAUGUCUAACCCUGCUUGUCCAGAACAAUUGCAAGGAAAACAUGAUGUGUUUACAUUUUAUGAUUAUUCAUAUCUUCAAGGCUCCAGAUUCAAAUUACCAGUGAUAAUGAAGCAAUCACAGAUUGAAAAAACACACACAGAGAGUAGUUUGUUUCAUGACUUUUGUUUUGAUAAAAUACCUGGUAAAUCCGAACAUAAGUCUGGAGAGUCACAACCAGAUGGGUUUAUUCAUGAUCAUACUCUGGCAAGUAUCUGUGGAGAAUCAGAUCCCAGUUCUGGUAAAUCCGCAGAAUCUGUAAAAAAAUUACCUGUUACAGAGAAUACAAGACAGGUUCCCACUUUAUCUCAUAGUUCUUCUUUAGAAUCUCUGUCGGUGGUAGGUGAUUUGUUCAGCUCAGGUAUUUUUAAAAGUGGAGAUGGUCUUCAGCGAAGUGCCUCUUUGGAGAGCUGGCUGACUUCCUACAAAAGCAAUGAAGAUCUUUUCAGUCAUCAUGGCUCUGGAGACAUAAGUGCAAGCAGUGAUUCUGUUGGAGAGCUCAGUAAAAGGACAUUAGAUCUUCUGAAUCGCUUAGAGAAUAUCCAGAGUCCUUCAGAUCAAAAAAUAAAGCGCAGCAUCUCUGAUAUGACACUCCAAAGUAGCUCUCAAAAAAUGUCUUUUACUGGACAGCUGUCUCUAGAUAUUGCAUCUUCAAUCAAUGAAGAUUCAGCAGCUUCUCUCACUGAACUCAGCAGCAGUGAGGAUCUUUCUCUCUGCUCUGAAGACAUUGUACUACACAGAAAUAAAAUGCCAGAUUCAAAUGCAUCAUUUAGGAAACAUCUUAAUAGAUCUGUAGCUGAUGAGAGUGAUGUCAAUGUCAGCAUGAUUGUUAAUGUUUCCUGCACUUCUGCUUGUACUGAUGAUGAAGAUGACAGUGAUUUGCUUUCAAGUUCCACCCUUACCUUAACUGAGGAAGAGCUAGGUAUCAAAGAUGAAGAUGACGACUCCAGUAUAGCAACUGAUGAGGAUAUUUAUGAAGAAUGCAAUUUAAUUUCAGGACUUGAUUAUAUAAAAAAUGAGCUCCAAACCUGGAUUAGACCAAAAUUUUCCUUGACAAGGGAGAAAAGAAAAAGUAACCUCAGUGAUGAAAUUCAGCGCAGUAAAGAAGUUAGUAAUGAGACAUCAAAAGCCACAGAUACAUUAAGCAUUGAAACACUGUUGAAUGGUUCAGUGCAGAAAAUAUCAGAAAAUAAUGGCAAUAGUAAGAAUAUACCAUGUGAUCGUGGAAAAGGGACAAAGAGUCACCCAGUGAAAGACAUCUCUCAGGUUGUGAAGGAUCAGCUUGUGGAUGAUAUGGAAAAUGGCAAUGUCGAAAAUACUCUUGGCAGUCAAAAGGAAGGUCUUGUUAGUGUUGCAGCAACCCCCAAAACUCAUGCAUCACUUGAUGUCAGAGAAGCUGAAAAUGAGUGUGGUGUCUGUGAAGCAUUUACAGACAGUUCAGAUGAUUCACAUAUGGAUGGCAAGGAGACUGUUCUUUCUUCAGCUGGAUCCAGGAACCCUCCAAGGGAAUGUCAAAGUCAUCUUCAGCCUGAUCAUCACUCUGUUGCUUCUUCUCCUGCAAAAAAGCCUUGCCUUGAAUCUUCCUCAGAAAUUAAUUCUGUAGGCAUACAAGAUACAGCUUUACAGCCAUCCUUAUCUAGUGGUCAACAACAUAGAAUAAACGCUACUGAAAAAUUUCCUGAUUGCUGUGCAGCCUUGAAAUCCAGUGAAAAAGAAUGCAACUCAUCAGCCAAUGGUUUUGAUUUGUGCUGUAACUGUGAAUCUGCUGAUUUUGAUAAAAAACCCAUGGAAGAUGGCUCAGUACACAAUUUUGUCAGGGAGAUAAUAGACAUGGCAUCAACAGCUUUGAAAAGUAAAUCACAACCUGAAUGUGAGUCAUCUGCUCCAGCUUCAUUAGCACAGAUCAAGGAAAAAGUGUUAGAACACUCUCACAGACCCAUCCAGCUAAGAAAAGGGGACUUCUAUUCUUAUCUUUCACUUUCUUCUCAUGAUAGUGACUGUGGCGAGGUAAUCAAAUACAUAGAGGAAAAGAGCAGCACUCCUGUGCCACUGGACUUCACAGAUGAGAGAGAAGAUAUUGAAUGCUUCUUUGAAGCCUGUCCUGAGGAAGAAUGGGUUGAGCAGCAGCAACAGUCUAUUUCUAAUGGUUCUCCUGAAGCACAAGUUGAGCAGCAGCAACCUAUUUCUAACCCUAUUUCUGAAACAUCUGCGGAGUCACUAGGUGAAGUGACUCCAGAGUCAUUAGAAUUAAAAACUUCUUCUGAAGGUAGGGAUUUAUCUUUCUUAUGUGGGGAUGACAAUGAUAUAAAUAUUCCAAAUACUAACAAAAAAUGUACAUCAAGUAAUUCAAAAAAUGCUGAUGAUGAUUUGCUGUUUUCAGAUGGACGAAAUGAAAGUUUGGAAAAGAAUUCUCCAGAGGUUAGCACUAAAAAGAGUAGUGCAGGAAAAUCACCUGGAACAGAAGAUAAAAAAGGAUGUGUUGCUGCUUCUGAAGAGGCUUCAGCCACAGAGUUUCAGAUAAAGCCUGGCCAUUCACAGAAAAAGGAUGGUUUACACCAGAACAGAAAAACUCUUACUUGUGAAGAAAAUCUCCUCAAACUUCAUAAGGAAAGACAUAUAAAUAUGCACAGAUAGAAUGUAACCUUCUCCAGGCACAUAGAUUAUUCUAAAAACAGAAACUUGGCUGCAAUUCAGGUGCAGGUUCAUCCUGUAAACCCUGGGAUGACCUCCAAUUCCAUUGUAUCACUGCCCUUCAUUAAACUGACUCCCAAGAUAAUUUUUUUUUCCAAAUGUGGUUUGUCCAUGUUGGCUUUGUGGUCAGGCUGCAUAUGCUAGUCCUAUUUCAGUGAUCAUUUUAUUUUGUAGCAAGGCCAUUUGCCUUCAUGUGGAUUCCUCUCCCAAGCUACCUCUAAUGACCUCCCCUUCCUAAAUUGGAUGCUCCUGUACUACUUACCACUGGUUCUGUUCUUUAAAGUACUAUAGAAUUCACAGUCAGUCUAGUUCAUCUUUUCAGAAUUGUACUUGUCAGUACUCUUCUAUUUUCUGUAUCAAAUUUAAUAUUUAUCUGUAUAAUGCAUAAAUUUAUUGAAACUAUUUUGCUUUUAAAGUGACUAUUUUGUUGGAUUGCAGCAAAAAGAAGUCAUUGGUCCUCCUGAUUCAAUACAUCUAAAAAUUAAGCAAUUUAAAUAAAUGGCAUUUUAUUUAUUUAAUUUAAAAAUUUAAUCUAUGCAACACUUCAAGAAACAACUACAUAGUGUUGUAUGUUAGAAACUGUUGACAUUCUACUGAAUUAAGUAUAACAUUUUGGGUUUUUAUGCUUCUUGAGGUGGUAAUGAGAAAAAAGUUUUUAAAAAAUGUGUGCCUUGCUGUAUUUCUUAUACCAUUUAUUAAAAAGCUGCUUUCACAGUAAAAUUAUGUUGGUUUGAAAGGAGGAAAUAGCAAGGUUAAGAUGUGUGAAUAAUUUCUGUAUAUAUGUAUAACCAACUGCAAACAUUGAUGUAUAAUGACAGUAUAAAAUGCUUUCAUGUUUGUGAUGUCCAGUGAUGUGGAAAUUAUAAGCCUUAAAACCAUUAGAUUGCAUGGUAAUUAGAAUUGGCACAAUAAACAUAGUUUAUUGGGGAAAAAAAAGCAGAAUUGGUGAUCUGUUUUACCUGCGUUCCAAGCACAGAAUGCUUUAUCAAAAUUCCAAAGAAUAUGGUUUUCUUUGCAAUUAUUCCUUAGAGAUAUGUGACUCUUUAACUGGUGAAGAUUUGUAUUAUCUAACUCAUAGGAAAGGAACUUUGUCAUUAAAGAUUCUGUAGGUCUUUUGGGCCAAGCAAGGAUACACAAAUAUUUAGUAUCUCAUACAGUAUUUUAUAGCAGAUCUUUUCAUUGUUUAUAAGCAACAGUUUGUUGUCCAAUUCUUAAAAUUUCAUUCAUUUACAUAAUCAUAUUGAAUAAGCUCUAUCUAGACACUCUAGCAGUUGGCUGUUUUGAUGACUUAGAUUGUACAUUUCAAGUGCUUUUAUCUUUUGCUAAAAGAUAUUGAGCGACCAAAAAAAGCCAACCAGCCGGCUUUAUAAAUUAACUCUGCAAACAUGGCAUUCAUCUCCUAAAAAAACUAUUGGGAAGGAAUGUCAGGAAAUUUAAGACAAGCAGUGCCCUUUGAUGCCACCUUUAAUCAUUAUAUUUCCAACUGUAUAAACGUUUUUACAAAAAGCUUUAGCAUUCCUCCUUUAAAGCAUGGACAUCAGUUUGACAAGCUUAGCUAUAAGCAGAGAGAAACUACACUGGCCAGAAGAUAUAUUCAUGCAACAGUGGAGGAACAGAUAUUUAAGAACAGUCUCAUGUUUUCCAAAGCAUUAACAGCUUCCUAUUACUGCAAAAGGGAAAUUAUUUGUCUCUCAAUUUAAAUUUCCACAGUGUAGCCUUAGGUAAGCUAUGAGGUUUGUAGGGCAGCAGUAACAGUGCUUAUCUUUAAGUACAAAUAAGAAGUAUUUAUUAUAUGAACCUUUUGAAUCUGCAGAGAUUUUGCACAUGCAUAUCUUUUAUCAGGUAGAAGUCUAAAAAGUUAACCAAUAAUUACAUAAAAUGUAUAACAAUAUAGCUGAAGACCACUUUAUCAUAUUUUAAAUAUUAUAUAUAUAUAUAUAUAUAGUAAUUCAAAAUAUAACUCCUAAUUUUAUUUGCAGUGACAAUUAUGUUUAUUUAUGAGUUAUCUCAACCAUGAUUUUUUAAAUGGUUGUGACAGAGGAAUUGAGUUAAUAAUUACUCUUUUCUUCUUAGUAUUUUCUGGUUUAUGCUAUCUUUUUUUUAAACUAUGGUCAUACCUUGCACUGUGACAACAGGCAAACUAAUAAUUCAGAGGCUUUUUCAGAUCUGUCAUCUCACCCAACAGACUGUGCAUAACUCCAUCAAUUACUUGUACCAUUCUAUUAGGCCAUUUGCCACAAAUUCACUUUUUUCCUGGGGGAAAACAGUAUUACUUGUCAAAUCAAUAAACCACAUAUUCAUCAUACAAUAUCUGGAAUACUAUGUGGUCACAACUCAAAUUUCUGUGGUUCCUCUCUGAGAGAUUGGAACAUUUUAAUUUGACUAGUAAUCCCAGAUCUAUAUUAUUUGGUCUCAUGAGAUAAAAAUACCAUUUUUAGGCUUUUUUGGCUAGAAAAUUUACCUUUUACAAUUUUUAUUCUCCAAAUUGACUUUGUUGUCAAUAAAAAUUGAUUUCUAAGUGAAACACUGAUAUAUAUAUAUUCCACAGGACUGUUUCCUCUCUUAGUGUAAGUCAUGCUUAUGGCCAUAUUGUGCUGGAACUUCAUGCAAUUUCCUAAAGAAAUAUAUUGGUAAAACUAAUGUUGAUAUACCAAGAGUACCUUAUGAUCAGCCCAUGCAGAGAGUCCUGUAUAGAACUCAUUCCUGCUGGUGAAAUUCUUUUGUGGCAGAGAGGAAUGCUGCAAGCUUUCUGCAGAAUUUAUUCCCUACUAAAGUUCCACAGGCUGCUUUUUAUUCCACACACUCCCUGGCUCAUGCUUGAACAACAUCUGCAAUGUGUGAGGAGGCUAUUUGACAGCAAUGGCCCUGACACAUGGAUCUCCUUUUCCUGCCUACUUCACAUUUCUCCCACAGAGAGCCAGAGCUCUCCAGCUCUAAGCAAAGGGAGUGCACACUAACAGCAGUGCUAAAAUGCAUGCCUGAGACUACAGUUUAAAACGUUUUUUUCACUGACAUUAGUUUUAAAUAUGGAUAAGCCACGUCCCCAGUCUCUCACUUAAUGGUUUGCAUUUUUCCCAAGGUAAGUAAAAGAU